This is a messenger RNA of Notodromas monacha, 888 nucleotides long. The record is from the annotation of a GenBank genome assembly. Lineage: Eukaryota; Metazoa; Arthropoda; Ostracoda; Podocopida; Cyprididae.
AUGGUUGAUGUAGCAGACAAAUCCGUGGGACAGCAGGCCCCUCGUCGGNAACCUGCGCAUAUAGUGUCUGCCUUUCGUGACUCGAUGGUUGAUGUAGCAGACAAAUCCGUGGGACAGCAGGCCCCUCGUCGGGACAGUGCCGCUGUGAACCUGGCCCAAGGAAUGAAGCACACACCGGCAGACGUGGAUGCACAGCGAGGGCUCAUGAAUGGGCCCCGUAGAGACGGUGGUGGUGGUGGUGUUCAGUUGUAUGAGGAUCUUCCGAUUCGGCAAGGGGAUCCUCGAUUUCACUUCGAUCCGCAGAAGCAAAUGUUGCACAUGACAACGAAUCCAGGGAAGCAUGGUUCAGUGUAUCAAGAUGUCAACAACGGAAAUUUCUCUGCUACUCAAGCAGCUCGGGAACGCGUCGACUUCCAACAACGACUUCGAGAACCUCGUGCAACAGUCAACCAGUGCAUGGAGUGGAAUGACCGUUCUCCGGAUCACAAGGAACUUGAGGGCAUUCGGAUUCAGUUGUAUCGUUUGGACGCCAUUUUGCAUGCUGAGGCCAUGAGUCUGUUUGCUAUGCGUGAUGAUAAGGGCAUUCGGAUUCAGUUGUAUCGUUUGGACGCCAUUUUGCAUGCUGAGGCCAUGAGUCUGUUUGCUAUGCGUGAUGAUAAGAAUCUUCUGGAAGGCGCCCUGCAUAGUGUCCAACAAAAACUGAAUGGCGGCGACCCGCAGAACCCGAACCUCACUGCUGCUGAGAUUGACAAGCUCAAACGCCAAGAAGUCUUGCUCGAGCAAGAACUCUCUUUCAUCAAGAGCCAUCUGGACAACAGUGCUGCUGCUGAUGAGGUUGGGCCUGACGACGUUAUUCCAGCCACCCGUGGAAUUUGGGAGCAGCAAUGA